This is a messenger RNA of Galeopterus variegatus (Sunda flying lemur), 459 nucleotides long. Its product is annotated as sulfide:quinone oxidoreductase, mitochondrial-like. The annotation marks the transcript as partial. Lineage: Eukaryota; Metazoa; Chordata; Mammalia; Dermoptera; Cynocephalidae. Gene Ontology annotation, molecular function: sulfide:quinone oxidoreductase activity; FAD binding. The record is from RefSeq and is a predicted model, not a curated record. The transcript is spliced from 3 exons. Gene Ontology annotation, cellular component: mitochondrion.
AUGGCCCCGCUGGCUGCCGUGGUGCCCAGCCCCCACACCCGGCUCUUGGCCCGCUUCCUCAGGCUGGGCACCCAGCAGGUCGGCCCCCUGCAGCUGCACACGGGGGCCAGCUGUGCCGCCAAGAGCCACUAUGAGGUGCUGGUGCUGGGUGGGGGCAGCGGUGGGGUAACCAUGGCCGCCCGCAUGAAGAGGAGAGUGGGUGCAGAGAAUGUGGCCAUUGUUGAGCCCAGUGAGAGACAUUUCUACCAGCCCAUCUGGACGCUGGUGGGUGCUGGUGCCAAACAGUUAUCCUCGUCUGGUCGUCCCACAGCAAGUGUGGUUCCAUCUGGCGUAGAAUGGGUCAAAGCUAGAGUGGCUGAGCUGAACCCAGACAAGAACUGCAUCCACACAGACAAUGGCAAGGAGAUCUCCUACAAAUACCUUAUUAUUGCUCUUGGAAUACAGCUGGACUAUGAGAAG